GGGGGCGGGGGCGGGGCUUCCUGGAUGCUGGUUGGAGGAACCCGCCCCGCGGUCCCCCACAAAAGAGCUCCUUGCUGCUGGAAGGGAUGUGUUGGGUCCCCAAGCAUUGAGUCACUGCGGGGAAGGCAAAGGAGCGGCGGCGGCCAAGGAACCGGCCCUGAGAAGACAGAACGUGCGAUCCUCGGUCUUUGCGUCCCUCCCUCCGAGAGUGUCCUCUGACUGGCUCGCGCCCCUUCCCCGGCUACAGAUGGACAGAGCGUCCGCUGCCAUAAGUGAAAAACAGCCCCCUCUACUGCCUUCCCAGCAGGGGGGCAUGCAGCCUGGCCUCCAAAACGAGGGGAACCCCGUUACUUCCCAAGAAAUGGCUUCUUCUUUUUUGAAGACUUCAUCUCUUUCUGUAAGGAAAAAAUUAUUACAACAACCUGGCUUUCCACUGUACAGCACUUCUCAUGGUUUCCAUGAGGAAGACGUCAAAAAGAAACUUAAGCAGUUUAUUGGUGGAUCUGUUGACCUUCAUAAAGAAGAUGGUGGCAUUGGCAUCCUCACUCUUAACAACCCAGAUAAAAAGAAUGCGUUCUCAGGAGUUAUGAUGCUACAGCUUCUGGAGAGGGUGAUUGAAUUAGAGAACUGGAAAGAAGGGAAAGGCCUAAUUGUCUGUGGAGCAAAAAACACUUUCUGCUCAGGAUCUGAUUUGAAUGCUGUGAAAGGUCUGGGAACUUCACAGGAUGGAGUCGAAUUGUGCAUGUUUAUGCAAAACACCUUAACAAGAUUUAUGAGGCUGCCUUUAAUAAGUGUUGCUUUGGUUCAAGGAAGAGCAAUGGGAGGAGGAGCAGAAUUUACCACAGCAUGUGAUUUCAGGCUUAUGACUCCAUCAAGUGAGAUCAGAUUUGUCCAUAAAGAAAUGGGCAUAAUACCAAGUUGGGGUGGAACUGCCCGACUGAUUGACAUAAUUGGCAGCAGACAAACCCUAAAAGUGUUAGGUGGAGCUCUCAAACUGGAUUCUACAACAGCUCUGAAAAUAGGAAUAGCUGAUGGGAUUCUACAGUCUUCUGAAGAAGGUCAGUCUUUAGAAGAAGCACGAAGAUGGCUAGAACAAUUUAUCAGUGGUCCACCAGAAGUAAUUAGAGCUUUGAAGACUGUGGUUUCUUCAGGAAAAGAACUUGCUUUAGAAGAUGCACUAGAGACUGAAAGAGAUGUUUUGAGCACACUUUGGGGUGGACCUGCUAAUUUGGAGGCUAUUGCUAAAAAAAAAAAAUUUAACAAGUAGUUUGUAAAUAACAUAAUAUUUUGCAAACACUUCCUACUGAAAUGUUUAAAAAACAGAAAUGUAAUAUUAAUGUGGUAUUACGUAUAAGGCAUGGAAAUGUUUCUAUAUUGGGAGGAAAUUAUAUAUUUGUUACUCUUAAUCUGAUUAAAAUAUAUUUUAACUCAUUAAUUAUGCUGUUAUCCUGAAAGUUGUCAGAAAAUUGUUUUCUUUUUCAUUUACUGAGGUCAGAAGAUUAAAGACAUUUUUCAUUCUUUUUUAUCUACCAAUAUUAUGGACAUUCAAUGUAACAUUUCUUAGAAGAAAGGUAGGGUGGGCUGUAAGUGCUAAAUAUUAUAUGCAUAUGCUGGCAAAUGAAAUUGUUAGUUUUUGUUACAAGGAAUAGUUAGAUGAAAGAGGGGGAUAUUAUUAAUAACAAGGGACAUUAAUAAAGCUUUUUAGAAAUCUGUACAAAAAGAACAGUAUUGUGUAAUUGGAUUUCAGAAUUAGAAUUCAAAUCAUACAUUAGAAACUACCUAUGAUUUAGAUAAUCCUGUGUAAAUCUCAACUUGUGCCUCAGUUUCAUUUUCUAAAAUGAGAGGGCUACAUUCUGGCCUUUAGGGGUCUCUUCUGAUUUCUGUAUCAUAUGAUCCAAUGAUUAAUUAGCAAAAAAAAAUUCUCUCCAAGUAUAUAGUUCACUCCAGCCUACUGAAAGAGAAAAUGUUAGUUCUACACUGGUGGAACAUUUUUGCUUGUUGAUGUAUUAAUUAGUAUCUAUUCGAUUAAGACUAUUCCCCACUACAUUUAGAACUAAAAAUUUUAGCCUUCAUAUAAGAGAAUCAAGGAAUAAUUUUAACAGAAACUGUUCUGGAAAGAAACUCAGGAUCAUUUAUCCCAAACCAUAAAUGGAUAGAAUCUAUCUGCUACAUUAUGUCUCAACAAGUUUUCAUCCACUCAAAAAUAAAGAAUGGACUCUGGCAGUCCAUUUUAUUUCUA
This is a messenger RNA of Dromiciops gliroides (monito del monte), 2239 nucleotides long. RefSeq names its product ethylmalonyl-CoA decarboxylase 1 (gene ECHDC1). Bases 248 to 1267 code for a protein of 339 amino acids. Lineage: Eukaryota; Metazoa; Chordata; Mammalia; Microbiotheria; Microbiotheriidae. Gene Ontology annotation, biological process: fatty acid beta-oxidation. Gene Ontology annotation, molecular function: enoyl-CoA hydratase activity. The transcript has 6 exons. The record is from RefSeq and is a predicted model, not a curated record. Gene Ontology annotation, cellular component: cytosol.